AUGGGUCCGGAGGCCAAGAAGAGGAAGAAUCAAAAGAAGAAGCAGAAACUUAAACUGAAGAAAGCUUCAAAUAAAGAUGAGAAUACUGUAGAAGCUAGUGAGGAAGUACCUCAUGUAGAUGCUCCUCCUGCAGCAGACCUGUCAGAAUCACCUAAGAGUGCUACAAUGGGCGGUAGCGAUCUGGAUCCCGUUAUAAAAGAUGAUUCUCACGAAGAGCAAUCGAAGAACGACCCAUCAUCGCAGUCUGGAGCUGAAGAAUCUUCAAGCUCGUUAUCUGUGGAUGAUAUUCGCAAACCGAGUGAACGUGAGUUGGCUUCUCCGUACGUAGUCGAGGCCAAAGUUACGUCAGGAAACAGCGCACCUGGCGAACUAGGAAACACAGGAAUGAGCAUAGAAAGUUCGCCAAUUGAGCAAGGUAUUCGGGAGCAAAAUUUUGGAGCAGGUACAGAAGUAUUGGGUGAUGUUGAGGGCAGUGCCGAAGUCGCCGAACCAACAGGAUUGGACGCGCUCACAACGCAGUCGAGGGAAGCACAGGAGGGUGAGAUGAAUAACAAUGCAACCAAUAGUCCUAGCAGGUCGGAUGCUACUGUUGAACCUGAAAGUGAACAUAUAGUUGAGUCAAUUGAGGGCGUUGGGGCCAAAGAUGAUCAAGAGGAUUUCGAUAAAACUAGACACGACACAAGCCAAGAACAUGCGGCUACACCAGCCCUGGAACCUGUUUACAAUGUAGAGCGGAACUCAAGUAAACAGAAACCUUCGGGAUCAAAUGAUCGUGGUCAAGCUUUCAUCCAGGGCCCUACGCCUGAGACGGAAACUGACGAACGUGUCCUGGAAUCUGUUCUGCCCUCAAGGGAACCUGUCUCACCGCCUCAGCAUUUUGUUGUGAACGUACCACCUGAAGCUCGCACAGGUGAUUUUGGAGAGGCUUCAAAUUCAGCACUUAUAGGCGAGCAGCCCGUAAAAUGUAUUGACACCGGCGGAACUGAGCAUAUAAACUAUAGCGGAGUUCCUGCGAAAUAUAAAUCAGAGGAUACUUCCACGGAUGCCACAGAAAACUUGGUGACGAAUGAAGCUCUCAUCGAAAACGUGAACGUAGUCCAAUCAGAAGGGUGUACAGCUUUUUCAAAUAACGACAGAGGUGUUCAUGUAUCUUCUAAAGAAACACACGACGAUGAAAUUGCUCUCAAUGCUGAAAACAAAUCCUAUGUCCGUCCCGUCGAAGGUCACGUCGAACAUUCUGCCGAGGAUACAAGCGAAAAUUUUAAUGAGCACGCGGAGGAUUAUUCUGGACAAUUUCCUCAUGUCCCUGCUGUUCCCGUUCCUCCUUUCCAGGCUAAAGGAACGUCGUUUUCUCAAGGGGAUAAUCAGAAACCCUUACCUUGGGAAGAGGAUCAACAGGAUCAAGAGCCUUUACCUUGGGAGUCGCAGUUUUCCCAAGGGGAUAAUCAGGAACCCUUACCUUGGGAAAAGGAUCAACAGGAUCAAGAGCCUUUACCUUGGGAGUCGCAGUUUUCUCAAGGGGAUGAUCAGGAGCCCUUACCUUGGGAAAAGGACCAAGAGGAUCAAGAACCUUUACCUUGGGAGUCGCAAACCCAAGCUUUCGGCCCAGAGUUGUUGCCGAUAAACUCCGAGCCCUAUUCAAAUGACCUACCUUAUCCUUCUGACCAAGGUGAACAUAGGCCAAGCCCCAAGGAAGACCAGGCAGUAGAUGAGCUUUUCGAUAAUAACGACGAAGAAGAAGCUCUUCCGUGGAAUGUCCCUGAUGAUCGUUUGAGCUCUCCGCAGCAAGACUCUCAUAUUUCUUACCCGGGCGUUGAAUCUCAGCGCACCUCUGACUCAGACUAUAACCACGAUACUGUGCAGCCUGAGCUAAAUCUCACGGCCGCUCAAGAUGGCAGUGCCCCUACUUCAAAAUCAACUGGAACUCAUCAAGAUGAAGCAGAUUUGUCAGUUAUUCAGACUUCAAUGGAAGCCCACGAGAUGCCCAAAAAAUUCUCGUUUUUGGACAACGACGAUGACCUUUUGGAAGAUGACGACAGCUUUUUAGAUUCUGAUGAUGAUUUUCUGGCUGAGCCGGCUGAGAAGGUUUCCAGCCAUUCUCCAUCUAUGACAGGUUCGAACUCUACCGUAGACAUGUCUGUGUUGCCGCGAGCUGGAGGCACCAAGGUAUACACGCCCGCAACUCUGGAACCUCGCCCUGCCCCCGUCAUAGCACAAGCACAAUCUCAGCUUACAACUCCUGCACCCCCCCAGGCACCACUGAAUGUUAAGUCCACUCGAUACGCGCCCCCUGUAAUCGAUGGAACUGCUGCACAGUCAGCUUUCGUUUCGCCCAUCGCCACCGCAAACUCGGCGCUUCCUACCAACAUUUUGCAUCGUCAAGAACUAACUUCUAGCAAUGUUCCUGCUCCGAACGUUUAUAAAAAAUUAGACGAGGAGAAGAAAAAGUCCGAUGCGUAUGAUUUGCCGUUGGAACUUGCUCCUCGCCAGUUAAAAAAAGCAAAACAACCAAAGCCAUUUGGCGCAUCAAGCCCUGCGCUUUCAGCUACUAGUUCCUCCAACACUAUAUCACCUUUGGCAGGCAUAGCUCCCAUAAGAAAAAGUUCCGAUGGUUUAAGGGCUCAAGCGCCUAGGGGCCUGGUAGCUAAUUCGGUUAAUCAGUCUACAUCCAGCGUGGUGGCGCCUGUGAAUCCUUAUGGGCCGCCCGCGGCUUCGGCACCCCCCAAAGUGUCGAAUUCGUAUGUUCCAACGACUGCAACGAAUGAGACAGUUUCUAUGCCCUCAAAAAGGUAUGCUCCGCAAGCACAUGGCGAGCCGACAGCUAACUUGGGUGCGGUUUAUCAAAGCUCAUCCAAGACUAUGAGAUCAAGGGCGCUUAGCAACAUUUCAAAUGGAAGUGUAGGAUCCGUAGGAAGCUCCAACUCAUUCGCAAAUGCUCCCCCGAUGGACUACAAUUCUAUACUUGACUCUCGUGCACCUAUAGUACCUGCAUUGAAAACAGUUGGACUACCAAAAAUAGGUGCACCUGCACUUUCGCCCAAUACUCAGAGAAGAAGCCACGCCCGAUCAAACUCUAGUGUUUACGCUCCAGCCUAUUCCUCGAAGUAUGCCCCAACGGUUCAGCCACAAUAUCAGUUGUCACCACUCGACGAUGGAGAACCAGCCGCCACGAAUAAUAGUAUUUUACGCCCACCCACAACGCAUGCUACCAAACCCAGAGCUUCGAAAGCACCUGGACGGUCACCAAUUAUCGAAGAACAACCUAUUGACCCCAAUAUUGCAUUUCAACGUCAGUUUCCCAUUUUCAAUUGGGGUAAGUCGUCAAAACUUGUUUAUGCAGCUUCCAUAGCAGUUACGGGUGGCAAUUAUUUUUCUUCAGCGGACCUUGGCCCUGAUAUCCGCGUUUCCAGCUAUGACAGUGUUGUGAAAGCAUCCGGUUACCUCAAGGCCUUUCCUGGUCCCUUGGUGAAAGGUAAGAGUAAAGUUAGAGAAGUUCAAGACUGGAUUGACGGGGCCUGCGAAUUCUUUUCCAAAGAACAACCUCUCAAAGACCUCACGCUGUACCAAAUACUGAAGGUCAAGCUCACAGUUGGCUCAGGGCCGCAGGAGAUUGCAAAGGUGUUAUACAACUCAGAUGAGCUAUUACCUUUUCUCUCGCAACCUUCAACAAGAAAAAAGACCGCCUAUAACGCUCAGAAGUUGUGCGAAAAUGAUCAACUUAGGGUCCUAGCUGCACUGCAAACCGGUAGGCAAGAACUUGCUCUCGAACUGGCACUUUCAGAACGCGAUUUCUCUAUGGCGUUGAUUAUCAGCAGUUUGUUAGGGAAGGAAAGAUGGACGCAGGUCGUUGAUGCCUACCUUGGCCAGGAAUUCCGUUUAAGUGAUGCAACGGAUCACUCUGUCAAUCUUCUUGCUUUGAUCUUUCAAGUUUCUGUGGGCAACAGUAAACGGGCCAUCGAUGAACUAGGCACAGAUCCAGUUAAAGGAAACUGGGCUUUGAAUAAUUGGAAGGUCAUAAUUGCAGGAGUUUUGAAUAAUGUUAUUCACCAUACAAAUGAUUCUGAAUCCAGCCCUAGCGAGUUUCCCCAUCAAGCUAUGGUUUUUCUCGUGGAAUUUGGGAUUUUUCUAUCUCAAAAGGAUAUGUUUUUGGCAGGAAUAUGUUGCUUUGUCAUUGCUGACAUUCCACUAUCAUAUCAUGAGGUUAUUCAGAAGUCAGAAGUGCGCUUCUCAUCUGUCGGCAGCGAAAACUCGUUAGAAGGCGUUCUGCUAUCUGAAAUUUAUGAGUUUUAUCACUCUGUCAGAGAUCCUAAAUUCGCGCGCUUUGAUCAUUUACUACUUCAAAAACUCAUGCACUCUUCAAUUCUAUUUGAAAGUGGGAUGGCAACUGAGGCGCUGAAAUAUACUGACUUUGUCGCGUUGGGUUUAAGAAGUCUUCCAAAAAACAGUUCACUCUGUGCGACAGUAGAAUUACGUCUCAACAGUGUAUCCUCAAAACUGGCAGGGACUAGUGGCAGCUGGCUGGGGAAACCCAAACUGAGCCAAGUAUGGGGCCAGUUGGAUAAGUCCUUUAAUAAAUUUAUAGGAGGGGAUAGCGAGGAGACCAACGCUGAUGAAUCUGGGAAAAUUUUUGAAAAUUUUACUCCUAGUAGCUCCAGAAACAGCUCUAAGAUAGACUUAGCACAACAACCGCCUCAUUUCAAUCCUUCUGUUUCGAUCAAUAAUGCCGUUCCCCCGGCGUUUACUCCUAGCUUGUCAAGAACGCAAGCUCAGUCAACUUUUUCGUCAUUUGCGGGCCCAGUCAAAGUCCGCGAAUCAAAUGGCAACAUGAUCCCAGAGAACAGAGUUGAUUUACCGCAAACUUCUUGGGGCGGUACAUCAUCUUAUAAGGUACAACCAGAAGUGGUUCCAGCUUCGUUCAGUUCCCCGAACCAACCUGUUUAUUUAAAUUCUCCUGCCAGGACGAAAGACCAAUCAUCGAUAGUUAUGACUCCUCCGCCAUUAUUUUCAUCUUCCUCUUCUAAAAGAUAUAUGAGCAAAAGGGUCGGUAGCAGCGGAGAGGGCGUCUCUUCUGAUUCCCUCUUAAGGAUUGGCGAUGAGACCACCAUUCCACAAUCCCGUGGCAAAAGAUUUGCUAAGGACAACCAGUCUCUCAGUACUGAUAUGUUAGCCGAGCUCCAUGUAGCUCCUCCUCCGGCUUAUGGAGGCGCAGGAAGUUAUUCAAGCAGACGAAAUUCUACCCAGUCUCGGAGUAGUUAUCAAUCCCGUGCUUCCAAUUUCUCAUCUCCCAAACAGUCAGCCAUUGCGUGUAAUCCGCCGGGCUCUGAAUUUUCAGAAGAGGCUGUGAGGGAGAAUGAAAGCCAGGCGCGGACCGGGGGUUAUGCAACGAACUCGGAAUUGUCGCAAGCUCUGUUGGCGAAUGAUGAGCUUGAAGAUCACAGCUCUAACGACCCGGCUAUGCAAGCUUGGAGUGCGAAACAUGAGGAGGCUUUGCCUUUCGAUACCCAAUUAGAAAAUCCCAGAACAGACCGUGUUAUGAGGUCCCAAUCCUCAAAGAUCCAAGGACAAUCAGAGGAUGCAAACGAAACUGAAAAUCAAGACUUGAGAGAGUCGCAGAUAAAUCUUCAGCCUCCAAAAAUAGCGACCACCAACGAAGAGAUACCUGCACAUGAGAUGGAAGUCUCCAGUGCUAGUAGAAGCGACACUGAGCCGGCCAAAAUGCAUAUACUGCCAUCAACUGUCUCAAAGAACCCAUAUGCACCAGUUCCAACAGAUAAAAAACCUAAAUCGACGUACAAUCCGUAUGCUCCUGUUGCAGCUCAGUCCGAUUCGGUGAGUAUGGAACAACCUUCUAUGCAGCCAUUGCUUCAAAAUAAUCCGAGUGAAGAGCUAGAUUUCUUUGCUUACGGUGGUUAUAAUGUGAAAGAAAUCACUCCCUUAGAAGAAGAUCAAGGUCGGGUAGAGAUCGCGAGUGACUUCGAUGCAUCACAUCAAAAUGUCCAGGAGACUUUGAAGGACGUCGAAAAUAAUGAUACCAAUUAUACUGAUCAGCUCUUUGAGCGAGAUGGCUACAAGUCUGAUUCUGCUCCUUUGCUUUCUUCAUCGAAACUGUCUGUUGAGGAACCUCGCUUUGCACCAGCCGCAAAGCUGAGGACGUCCUCGAAGGCCGCAGAUGGUGAUGAGAUCUUCAAUACUCAGGCACCCGUCAUACGACCUUCUUCGAACCCAAACUUCAAGCCAUUUACUCCUGCCUCAACUCCAGGCGUUGAAGACUAUUAUGAGGAUAUCAUCGAAAACGCUUCUGAGGAGGAUGAAGAGGAUGCUGCUGAAGCGGCGAGAGCCGAACGAGAAGCGAGGGAAAAAGAUGCCAAGGAAGAGGCAAGAAAUAAGGAAAAGAAAGCAAAGGGAAAUCAAGACAAAAACCAAAACAAUGCCUCGUGGUUCGGGUGGCUACGGAAGGAUCCUAACGAGAAAAAAGCCGUGAAGGCAAAGUUAGGACACCAGAACACAUUUUAUUACGAUGAAAAGCUACAGCGAUGGGUCAACAAAAAUGCUACCGAAGAGGAAAAACAACAGGUAUCAACCCCACCCCCUCCACCUCCUAUCAUCAAAAAGAAGGUCGAAAGUUCUCCUAAAGUGAAGCCCCGUUCAGGUUCAGUGGCAGGUGGUGCUUCGGCUCGAACAACGUCCUCCAUUUCACCUACAACAAUUUCCAUGAAUAAAGAAAUCAUUUCUCCACCCAUUGGAACGAACGACAUUCCUAAGAGUGGUACACCAUCUAUUAAUCCUAGCGUAAGUCUUUCAAGUAAGAAGGCCAAUGGUUUGGAUGAUCUGAUGUCUCUUGUGGGAAACUCAAGUGGCCAGACUACUAGAAAGAAGAAAAAGGGUACUCGUGGCUAUGUCAAUGUGAUGAACAAUUUAUAG
Lachancea dasiensis is the source of this 6921-nucleotide messenger RNA. NCBI's taxonomy places the organism in Eukaryota, Fungi, Ascomycota, Saccharomycetes, Saccharomycetales, Saccharomycetaceae. The record is from the annotation of a GenBank genome assembly.